Messenger RNA from Malaya genurostris, 1523 nucleotides. RefSeq names its product phospholipase A1-like. The transcript is spliced from 2 exons. The record is from RefSeq and is a predicted model, not a curated record. Gene Ontology annotation, molecular function: lipase activity. Bases 167 to 1231 code for a protein of 354 amino acids. Gene Ontology annotation, biological process: lipid metabolic process. Lineage: Eukaryota; Metazoa; Arthropoda; Insecta; Diptera; Culicidae.
AGUGGCCUGCCAUCGUCAUCUUAUCUUAUCACAAGUACCGUCGUGAUGUAUCGGACAAGGGCGGAUCUCACCUGAAGCAAUUAGGCAUCCACACACGCCAUACCGAACCAGCUAGAUUUAGUUAUUUGUUUGGAUUGACCGUAGGAAGUUGUUUGCGGUGUGUGAUAUGACUAUUCGGUGGCGCUAUGGCUUAUAUUUGGCAUUGUUUACAGCCGCUCAGGUGACUGUGGGAACUGCCACCUCCGCCGUACCCGAAACGCGUCGUGAACUAGAUUCAGAGUGGAUUCAAAUACCGACGGCUUCCGGUGAGAUGAUUUGGAUCCCACGACGUGCGGUGGAAAUGCAGGCUCGCUUCAGGCCAGCAUUUGCUGAAGAGGACGUGGAGUUUGUGUUCUAUUCACGAAGCCUGAGUUCCGACGGACAAACGUUUAGGUUGAGUUCUCUUGAAGAACUAGAUGAGGAGGUGUUUCUAAGUUCGCGACCUACACGAGUUGUGAUUCAUGGUUGGCUCAACAACCGGAACUCACCGAUGAGUGUGAACAUUCGUGAUGCCUAUCUGAUCGGUUGGGACUUGAAUGUGAUUGUAGUUGAUUGGUCGAAAUGUGCCAAUUGGUUGAACUAUAUUAGUGUUACCUCUUGCGUCAGAGUGGUUGGUAAUGCACUAUCUAAAUUGCUGGAUAAUUUACAGAACUCCAGAGGACUGUCACUGAACGAUGUUUACCUGAUCGGUCAUAGCCUAGGAGCUCAUGCAGCCGGAAUAGCUGGGAAAUCCUGUCGAGAUAUUUCUACUAUUAUUGCUUUGGAUCCGGCUCUUCCACUGUUUUCGAUUCAUAACCCGGAAAACCGAGUGGAUGUUGAGGAUGCAGAGUAUGUGGAAGUUAUUCAUACCAGUGGAGGUUUGCUGGGUUUCUUGGAACCGGUCGGUACGGCGGACUACUAUCCUAAUGGAGGCCAGAAACAACCGGGCUGUGGACUAAAUUUGGCAGGAAUUUGUGCUCACUCUCGUGCUUGGCAGCUGUUCGUAGAAACCCUAAUGGAACCGGAAGAAAACUUGCUGGCUGAACCAAUCUACACCAUUCCACGUCUCCCGGUGGAGGAGAAAAGCGAUUCCGGAAGAAGAUCUAAAAUGGGAGGAGAACCAUCCAGCCAAGCAAACGGUUUGUUCUACAUCGACACGAACGAUCGGAGUCCAUAUUUUGGAACCAAUCAAAAGUCAAACGAAACGAAUUAAAAAAAAGCUAUAGCUCAUUUUCGGUCUAGUCUAUUACCUAUAGAUAAAUAGUGAGGUGUACAAAAUUUCGACAGAAUGGACGAUUCGGUUCGCUUAGCAGUUUCGAGACGGCUGCUGUGAGUGAUGUAGAAAAACAAAAUCGGUAACCAAUUCGAAAACCCCAAAGAGGAGACAGUAUGACGCCUAUUGUAUCUGCUUAGUAAACCAAGAAAAUUCCCACCAGCCAAGUGCUCCAUUUUAUGGCUUACCACCAGUAAAGCGGCGAUCAUAAAAACGAUAAAUGGUGAAUAAA